UCUACAUUAAUUAACAUGAGGACAGUCAAUGAGCUAAUUCCCGGUCUACCCAAUGAACUAGCCGUCGAGUGUCUGAUGCGAAUUCCGGCCGACGGAUUUGCUGUUUCUUCAACAGUUUGCAAAGCUUGGAAGGCUGAAAUCGAGCUGCCAGAGUUUCGCCGGAGCAGGAAAGUUGCCGGCUUGUCACGUUGUCUUUUAGUUAUGGCGCAGGCAUGGAGGGCGGCGCCGCCUCUUUACCGGCUAACUCUUUGUGAUCCGGAAUCCGGUAACUGGUCGGAUCUUCCACCUUUGCCGUGGUUUCCGGCGGGUUUGCCCUUGUUCUGUCAUGUUAUUGGAGUCGGGUCGGAUAUUGUAGUAUUGGGAGGAUGUGACCCGGAAACAUGGCAGGUUUGUAAUUCGGUUUUUAUUUAUAAUUUUGUCUCUGGCGAAUGGAGGUGCGGAGCUGGCAUGCCAGGUCAGCAGAGACUGUUCUUUGCUGCCGCGUCUGAUUCGGAGCGGAUGAUCUACGUGGCAGGCGGACACGACGAGGAAAAGAACGCAUUGAAAUCUGCCCUUGCGUAUGACGUGGCGAAUGAUAAGUGGGAAAUGUUACCUGACAUGGCGAGAGAGCGAGACGAAGGUAAAGGCAUAUUCCUACGUGGCAAAUUCCAGGUCAUCGGUGGUUAUAUUACAGACAAACAAGGUGAGUUCGAGUCAGACUCGGAAUCAUUCGACGUGGCAACUCAGAAAUGGGAUUCUGUUCGUAAAGAUUUCUUAGAAUCUGCCAUCUGUCCUAGUAAUUGCGUGGUGGACGGUGGGGAUGACAAUGACAUGGUUUACAUGUGUAAGAACGGAAAGGUGACGUGUCUAGAGGGUUCCAGCUGGGUGGUGCGUGAUAGGGUGCCAGAUGACGUGGCAAGGGUGGCUUAUGUGACAGCGUGGCAGGGGAAGUUAUUUGUGAUUGGCUCGGCGGAAGAGGAUGGCCCACAUAAUGCUUAUCAAAUGGACCUUAAGAGUCUGACGUGGACAAAGAUUGAGGCUCCUGGAUUUUACAAGGGUCAUGUUCAAUCUGGGUGCUGCUUGCAAAUCUGAUCUGUAUUCAUAUUCUUCAGAUUCACUUUUUUGAAAAACAGUAGUUUUCAAAUUAUUAUCAGUUUAAAAUAUCUUGUAAU
Molecule: messenger RNA, 1151 nt
Organism: Impatiens glandulifera
Lineage: Eukaryota; Viridiplantae; Streptophyta; Magnoliopsida; Ericales; Balsaminaceae
Product: F-box/kelch-repeat protein At1g80440-like
Exons: 1
Coding region: 16-1071 (351 amino acids)
Biological process (GO): regulation of phenylpropanoid metabolic process; negative regulation of cytokinin-activated signaling pathway
Molecular function (GO): protein binding
Source: RefSeq, a predicted model, not a curated record